AUGUUACUCAUUGGUAUUGUUUUAUUGAGAUCUGUGCUAGCGCAUAACAUGACCUGCGAGGAAAUAGUAGCGUCCGGUAAGAAACUAUCCUUGAAAGAAUUGCAAUCAACAGAUAUAUCUCAAAUUUUAAAUUGUUUGUCGCAUCUCGGUAGUGAGGAGAUGCCCAGAGACGAAGCUGAUUUUAUCUGGCAAUCUAUUGUAAAGAAUUUUCGCGGUGUUUCUAAUGUUCCUGAAGAGGUGCUUAUGGUCCUUCACUGGGUGACCCCAGCGAUAACUGCUGCUGAAUACGCUAAUUUGACACUUAGCAACAUUGAAGUCAUAGAAAACUUCGGGCUUGAUUACAAUCUUAGUAACGAACAAUUAGCAGCUAUAGCGGAGCGAGUUCGAGAGGACUUUGCUGAUAAAGAACCGGAAGAUUAUACGUUUUAUGAUUUAACUGCUCUGAGGAAUAUACUAUGUGCUUUUAAUAGAACUGAAAUUGAGAGGAUCCAUCCAUUAGCCUACAAGGAAGCAUCACAAAAUAUUGGAAAACUGAAGUGUAAACCGGAUGUUAUGAAAGCAUUUGCAACAUUAGCGAUACAAAAAGAUGCGUUUGGUCCACCAGACAAAUGGGACGAUGUCAUAGUUCGAGUAGUUGGAGAAGUUGCUAAAUAUUUACCAAAGAAUAUUGUGGAUAAACUUUUUUAUUCGCCAGUAAAAAAUUAG
Parnassius mnemosyne (clouded apollo) is the source of this 705-nucleotide messenger RNA. NCBI's taxonomy places the organism in Eukaryota, Metazoa, Arthropoda, Insecta, Lepidoptera, Papilionidae. The record is from the annotation of a GenBank genome assembly.